Aspergillus wentii DTO 134E9 is the source of this 2916-nucleotide messenger RNA. RefSeq names its product nuclear import receptor MTR10. Gene Ontology annotation, cellular component: cytoplasm; nuclear membrane. Bases 1 to 2916 code for a protein of 971 amino acids. The transcript is spliced from 8 exons. Gene Ontology annotation, molecular function: small GTPase binding. Lineage: Eukaryota; Fungi; Ascomycota; Eurotiomycetes; Eurotiales; Aspergillaceae. The record is from RefSeq and is a predicted model, not a curated record. Gene Ontology annotation, biological process: protein import into nucleus.
AUGGCCAGUAAAGAUGGCGUCGCAGAACAGGCCUUUGGCCCAGUUCUAGCGGCAGUCGCAACAAUGCAAGGAAAUGUUUCACGAACCGAGAAGACUCACGCUCAUGAAUUUCUUGAGAAGUUUCAGAAAUCGAUCGAAGCUUGGACAGCUACGCAUGCACUUUUACAGUCCCCGGAAGUCCCUGUUGAGGCGAAGCUUUUCGCAGCGACCACAUUAAAAGGAAAGAUUAUAUUCGAUUUGGACCAGUUGCCCCCGGAAUCCGUGUUGGCUUUGAGAGACUCUGUCCUGAAUCUUCUCGUUCUUUACGGCUCGGGUCCGCGGCCCAUUCAGACGCAGCUAUGCGUGUGCCUGGCUAGCCUUGCCAUCCAGAUGACCCAGUGGAAAGAUGUCCUGGCUACUGUUGGUUCGGCAUUGGGUAGCAGUGCUGGAGAGUGUGUGCUGGAAUUCCUUAAAAUUCUUCCCGAAGAAGUCACGGAGGGUCGCAAAAUCAAUUUGAGUGAAGAUGAACUUAUCAUGAGAACAAAAGAAUUGUUGGAAGAUAAUGCGGAGCAGGUGAUGCACCUUUUGAUCCAAUAUGCUCAGUCCUCCCCAACUGCCUCUACGAAUCCUCGUUUAUUGGAUUGCAUCACCUCAUGGAUGCGUGAGAUCCCAGCUUCGAAACUUGUUGAGUCGCCUUUGAUGGACGUCAUUCUCAAGGCGUUGGACAAUGAAGUUUCUUUCGAGUCCGCCGUGGACAGCAUGUGCACUCUUUAUAGAGACACCCGAGAGGUGGAUGAUUCGCUACCGAUUAUCCAAGCGUUGUAUCCUCGAAUAAUGUCACUCCGUCCCAAGAUUGCCGAAACCGCAGAAUCAGAGGAUGGAGAAGCGUUCAAAGCAAUCACGAGACUUUUCGCGGAAGCCGGUGAAGCUUGGGUAGUUUUGAUUGCACGUCUUCCGACCGAAUUCCGGGGUCUAGUGGAGGCUGUCUUGGAGUGCUGCGCCCGAGACUGGGAGCGCGAUGCGAUCUCGCUCACUUUCAUCUUCUGGUACGAGUUGAAGCAAUACGUUACUCUGGACCGAUAUGCAGAUUCGAGACUCGGCCUCGCCGAUAUCUUCUCCCAAUUGGUGGAUAUUAUGGUCAAGCACCUUGAAUACCCACGCCCAGAGGAAGGUGAAACAGAUCUGUUUGGUGGUGAUCGCGAGUCGGAAGAGAAGUUCCGUCAUUUCCGCCAUUCGAUGGGCGACGUUCUUAAGGAUUGCUGCUCUGUCAUUGGCGUGACCGAGUGUUUGACGAAAUCUUAUCAGUUGAUUCAACAAUGGGUUUCCAAAUAUGCUUCUCAGGCUAGCAAUGAGCAUGUCCCCAACUGGCAAGAACUUGAGGCACCACUAUUCAGUCUGAGAGCUAUGGGUCGUAUGGUUGAUCCUGAAGACAGCUCGAUCUUGACUGAGGUGAUCCCACUGAUUGUACAAAUACCGGACCAAGAGAAGGUACGCUUCCAGGCUAUUAUGGCCCUUGCGCGCUAUACCGAGUGGACUGCCCAGCAUCCAGAGACUCUUGAGCCCCAAUUGAACUAUGUCAUUUCGGGCUUCCAGCACACUUCGCCAGAAGUUAUCCAGGCUUCUGCUUUGGCAUUUAAGUUCUUAGGAACUGAUUGCCAGAAGCUACUCGGGGGCCACAUCGCUCAGCUCCAUUCUUUCUACGAAUCUGUCCUCGACAAAUUGAAGCCGGCAAGCCAGGAAGAAGUCACUGAAGGUGUGGCAGCUGUCGUUGCAGUGCAGCCGCUCGAUAAGAUUUAUGAGACCAUGAAAAUGUUCUGCGACCCCAUCAUGGCCCGAAUCAUGAAUCUGGCAAACAAUGCCAAGGAUGAGGAAGGUCAACGAGCCGUUGCCGAUCACCUUCAAUUGAUUACGAUUUUCGUGCAAGUUGUGAAUCCUUACGCUGGUCCUAGCGAGGAAAAUCCGGCUGUGAAGUACUGUGGUGAGAUUCUGCCUAUUAUGGCCACGAUUGUGAUGAACUUCACCUCGUCCACCCCUAUUUUGGAGCGCGUCUGUCGUUGCUGGCGAUACAUGAUCAUCUCGUACCGAAUGGCUAUGAUUCCUCUGCUCCCUACCUUGGCACAAAGCAUUGCAAGUGGAUUUGAAGUUUCUCGUGAGGGCUGCUUCUUAUGGGCUACCGACGCCGUUGUACGCGAGUUCUCCGAGGGGUCUGAAUUUGUCGACCCGUCGACGACCGGCGCUGUUUUCCAGUUCUAUGAGCAGCAAGCCAUCACAUUCCUGCGUAUUCUGAAUGACCUGCCACCAGAUAGCUUGCCCGACGUGAUCGAGGACUUCUUCCGACUUUCGUCCGACGCCGUUCGGUAUUACCCCAAAGAAUGUAUUACCUCGUCACUCGCGGUACCCAUAUUCUCUGCAGCUCUGAGCGCUCUCACUCUCCAGCAAGUUGAUCCUCUGAUCGCCACUCUGCAUUACUACCGAGACCUUUUCAGUUUUGCUUUUGAAAAGCCCGUUGUCUCUGAGUUCACCAGCCCUGAUGGCGACUCAUACACGAAUCCUCCGGAGAUCCGUGAAGCUGUCAGGCAGCUCAUUACAUCACAGGGCCAAAUACUUUCCCAACGUGUUCUUACGGGAAUGAUGUUCUCUUUCCCCGGGGACUGUUUCCCUGACGCAUCUGGUGUCAUGAUGACACUAUUUGAGCUGAUGCCUCAAGAAGCUGGUGUUUGGCUACAGUCUACCCUUCAAAUGCUCCCUGCCGGAACUAUGAAGGCUGGCGAGGCCGAAAGGCUGUUGAAGGCUGUUGCUGACAAGGUACAGUCGGGAGAGACGAGAAAGAUUCGGGUUCUGCUACAAGAUUUCACCAACUCGUACCGGCGACGCAAUGUGGCACCCAGAGAUGGGCUAGGUCGACUGGAGGCCACCCGAUUCCGUUUUAGUGGAUAG